UGCAGCUCGGAUACUCGUCUCUUUAUCUUCUCUAGAUGGUCCGUCUCUCCCCCGGUGUUCCCCCGGUAUCAGAUGCACAGUGCCACGUCGGCUGGCUCUAACCACACCGCGUCGAGUCCAGGUGAGGCCGAUGGCGCCCCGCGCUCCGGGAUCCGGCCCGGCCCGCUUCCUGGUUCUGCUGCUCCUGAUGCUUGAAAAAACGUCCUGCAGGGAGACGGCGUGGGCGGCGGAGUCACCCUGCCAUCGAGCCGAGCAUCCUUUCAUCUCACACACAGAAAUGGAGCCGUGGAUCCACCGUUUCAGAGCUCAGGGCACAGUGGAUUAUUCACAGCUCACCUUCGACCCCGGCCAAAACGAGCUGAUUGUGGGGGCGAGGAAUCAUCUCUUCAGGCUGCGUUUGGAGGACCUCUCAUUGAUCCAGGAGGCCGAGUGGCACUGUGACGAGUUCACCAAAGGCGCCUGCUUCAGUCGAGGAAAAUCCGAGGAGGAAUGUCAGAACUACAUUCGGGUCCUCCUGGUGAACGGAGACCGACUGUUCACCUGCGGCACCAACGCCUUCACCCCCAUCUGUACCAACCGCACGUUAACCAACCUGACAGAGAUCCAUGACCAGAUCAGCGGGAUGGCACGGUGCCCCUAUAACCCGCUCCAUAACUCCACCGCGCUCAUCACCUCCAGCGGGGAGCUCUACGCCGCCACCGCCAUGGAUUUCUCCGGUCGAGAUCCGGCCAUUUACCGCAGCCUGGGGGGUCUGCCUCCUCUCCGCACCGCCCAGUACAACUCUAAAUGGCUUAAUGAGCCCAACUUCGUGUCCUCGUACGACAUCGGGAAUUUCACCUACUUCUUCUUCCGUGAGAACGCGGUGGAACACGACUGCGGGCGGACGGUGUUCUCUCGGGCGGCGCGCGUCUGUAAGAACGAUAUCGGGGGCCGCUUCCUGCUGGAGGACACUUGGACCACCUUCAUGAAGGCCAGACUGAACUGCUCCCGACCCGGGGAGAUCCCGUUCACCUAUAACGAACUGCAGGGGACCUUCUUCCUCCCGGAGCUGGAGCUGCUCUACGGCAUCUUCACCACCAACGUGAACAGCAUCGCCGCCUCAGCCGUGUGUGCGUUCAACCUCAGCGCCGUCACCCAGGUCUUCAGCGGCCCGUUCAAAUACCAGGAGAACUCUCGAUCAGCCUGGCUCCCUUAUCCCAACCCCAACCCCGACUUCCAGUGUGGGACGAUAGAUUACGGUUCUUACGUGAACCUGACCGAGAGGAACCUGCAGGACGCUCAGAAGUUCAUCCUGAUGCACGAGGUGGUUCAGCCCAUCGUUCCCGUGCCCUACUUCAUGGAGGAUAACGUCCGGUACUCCCAUAUAGCCGUCGACGUCGUGCAGGGCAAAGACGCUCUCUACCACAUCAUCUACCUGGCCACAGAUUACGGCACCAUUAAGAAGGUUCUCUCUCCGCUGAACAGAACCACAGGAAGCUGCUUGCUGGAUGAGAUCGAGCUUUUCCCCUCCAGGAGGAGAGAGCCCAUCCUGAGCCUGCUCAUCCUGCAGAGCCGCAGUGAGCUCUUCGUAGGGGUUCGAGAUCAGGUCAUCAAAAUCCCUCUAAUGCGCUGCAACUUCCACAAAUCCAGGGAGGCGUGUGUUGGAGCCAGAGAUCCGUACUGCGGUUGGGACAUGGUGCUGAAGAAGUGCACGGUGCUGGAGGAGAGUAUCAGCAUGAGCCAGUGGGAGCAGAGCAUCACUCACUGUCCUGUGAAGAACCAGACAGUGGACGGACAGUUCGGUUCCUGGUCCAGUUGGGGCUCGUGCAGCCACAGCGACGGAGGAACAGUCGGAUCAUGCCAGUGUCGAACCCGGUCCUGUACCAACCCGAGUCCUCAGUGUGGAGGGAAACAGUGCCAGGGCAGCAGCGUGGAGGUGGCCAACUGCUCUAGAAACGGCGCGUGGACUCCCUGGACGUCCUGGUCCUCGUGCAGCACGAGCUGUGGCAUCGGGUUCCAGGUUCGUCAGCGCUCCUGCAGUAACCCCACCCCACGCCACGGCGGGCGAGUGUGUGUGGGACAGAACCGCGAGGAGAGGUACUGUAACGAGCACCUCCCGUGCCCCCCACAUAUCUACUGGUCAGCCUGGUCGCCAUGGGAACGCUGCACCGUGCCAUGCGGCGGGGGCAUCCAGUCUCGGCGCAGGACCUGCGAGAACGGAAACGAAUGUCCAGGAUGUAGUACGGAGCACCAGUCGUGUAACACCCUCCCCUGUCCGGACCUGAAGAAGACCACGCCGUGGACCCCAUGGACCCCCGUGAACAUCUCGGAUAAUGGCGGGCACUACGAACAGCGCUUCCGGUACACGUGCAGGGCGCGGGUGGCCGAGCCGAACAUGCUGGAGGUGGGCAGACAGAGGAUCGAGAUGCGUUACUGCUCCAGCGACGGUUCCACCGGCUGCUCCACCGACGGAGACACGCUGCGCUCGGGACGUAUCACCGGACUGACGGUGAACGGCGGCUGGUCGGCGUGGAGCUCGUGGACUCAGUGCAGCCGCGACUGCAGCUCCGGACUGCGCAGCCGCAAGAGAACCUGCACGAACCCCAAACCCAAAUACGGAGGAACCACAUGUCUGGGUCCCGCACAGGAGUACCAGGAGUGCAACACCACGCCCUGUCCAGUGGACGGUAGCUGGUCGUGUUGGUCCUCGUGGUCCAGAUGUUCGGCGACGUGCGGCGGAGGUCAUUACAUCCGCACCCGUUCCUGCAGUAACCCCCCUUCCGCCUACGGAGGGGACAUCUGCCUCGGCUUACACACCGAGGAGGCUCUGUGCAACACACAACCUUGUCCAGAGAGCUGGUCUGACUGGUCUGAAUGGUCCCACUGCGACUCGUCCGGCUCUCAGGUCCGCCUCCGUCACUGCGACGUUCUCUUUCCCACCGGGAACCAGUGUUCAGGGAACAGUACAGAGACCCGUCCCUGUCCGUCCGACUCCAACUUCAUUCCAGAGAUUUCUGUAGCCCACUCGAGUCACACGGACCGGCGCUGUGGAGACUUUAACGUGUUCCACAUGAUCGCCGUGGGUCUGAGCAGCUCCAUUCUGGGCUGUUUGGUCACCCUGCUGGUCUACACCUACUGCCAGAGAUACCAGCAGCAGUCACACGACGCCACCGUCAUCCAUCCCAUCUCGGCCGUGCCUCUCAACACCAGCAUCACCAACCACAUCAACAAACUGGACAAAUACGACACGGUGGAAGCCAUCAAGGCUUUCAAUAAGAACAACUUGAUCCUGGAGGAAAGGAAUAAAUACUUCAACCCUCAGCUCGCUGGAAAAACCUACACCAACGCCUACUUCACAGACCUGAACACCUACGACGACUAUUGAUCCUGGAUCUCUACGACCGGUGCUUCUUUAAUUUGCGAUUUCUUCACCACCGCGGCCAGUACAUGGAUUUGUUUUUAAUUUUAUUAUGAUUUGAUGUUUGACUGUUUGAUGUUUUCUGUGGGACCAUUUUAACAAUCACGUGUCGAUGGACCUUCACCAGACUAACAAGAACAUGAAGCUCUUCUGCUCUUCUAAUAGAGCAAAACAAAAAACACAAACGGCAUCUCUGUGGUGCUGAAACGUUCUGAAAACUUCUCAUGGAGGGAUCUCUGCACCUCUGUGCUCUCGAUAAAGGAAACACUCUGGGACUUCAGCAGGACGGCGUGUUUGCAUGAUUUCCAUUCGCUGUGUUUUUGUUUUAUUGGUCUGCAUGGUUGCCAGCACUGACCAGAAUGACCAGAGAGAACCUGACCCAGCGGCGACCCUGCAGUGCCCUCGUGCCUCCUACAUUGGUGCCCAAAAAACGCCGUGUUUGUUUACUACAGUGGGGAUACGUGCUUUCAUCUCCUGUACAGCACCUUUAACUCAAACCGUCCGUCUGCGUAGCUUCCGUAGAUUUAACCGUUAUAUUCUGUGUUCAUCAUUCUGUCCCGCCGGCAGCGUCGUGUCAUUUUAACACAAGCGAAUUAACGCUCUAAACACACCGCAACAUUUUUUAUAACUAACGUUUUGCUAAUUUGAACUAAGACCAUGAAGGAUCAGUAUCAUUAAUGAACCGUACGCUCAUAUUUUUAAAGGGACGAUAAUCUGUUUCAUCUGUUAUUAUCAAAAAACAAAAGCUGUAAUCAUUUCUUUAAAAUAAAUAAAGAAUGCCGUAUUUUCUGGACGUAUUCUCAUCUGCAGCUGUAUAAAAAACUUCGAAUCCCAGCUGUGCCAUCGCCCGACGUGAUUGGCUGUGUCUGAUGGUGGGCGGGCUGAAGGGUUUCCUCAUUACUGCUGUAAUCGCGACCUCUGCUGGCUGGUCGAGGCACCUGCACACAGACGGUAAAUAACAGAGAUCAGUGCACAACUCGAUUGGGAGAAAAAGGGAAAAUCCAUAAAUAAAAGGCAUUAGCCUCCAUAAAUAUUUACAGUUUAUUCAGACCUUACUCUCCUGUCUUUAUCUGUCCGGUUCUCAUGAGUCUGCGCCCACCGUAGCCCCAGAUUCCUGUGCACGGGCGACACUAAUAGAACCCCGCGUGUGCUUCUGUUGUUCUAGCUCGUCCACCUUUAAAUUCAACAUGUCGUGUGUCUUGAGAUGUAAAAAAAAGAUAUUAUUUUACAAUACAAGCACAGCUUACAAGUGCAGCUUCCACUGUGUGGUCGGUGCCUGCACCAGCUAUGGACGAUCAGUUCUUAAAAGCUUGUAAGCUGAUGCAGGUCGGAGAGGUCGGAGGGAGCGCACGAUAGUCUCAGCUCUCUUCAGCCAGCAUAAAUCUAACAGCAGGGAAUUGGAGACGACCGGAUUGGGAACACAUGGUGGGGGAAAAGAACGUCCAGGAACUACGGUAUAAAUCCGUCGCUGUGAUUCGUUUCUGUUUCAUUUUUAUACCAGUUUUGUUUGUUUGUUUGUUUUUUAUCUGUUUGCUUGUUUUAUUGUGCAUAAAUUAAAGCAGCUUGUUACA
Messenger RNA from Trichomycterus rosablanca, 4968 nucleotides. It is a transcript of the gene sema5a, whose product is annotated as sema domain, seven thrombospondin repeats (type 1 and type 1-like), transmembrane domain (TM) and short cytoplasmic domain, (semaphorin) 5A. Gene Ontology annotation, molecular function: semaphorin receptor binding; chemorepellent activity. Lineage: Eukaryota; Metazoa; Chordata; Actinopteri; Siluriformes; Trichomycteridae. The transcript has 23 exons. The coding region runs from base 131 to 3364 and encodes 1077 amino acids. Gene Ontology annotation, biological process: negative regulation of axon extension involved in axon guidance; axon guidance; semaphorin-plexin signaling pathway. The record is from RefSeq and is a predicted model, not a curated record.